UCUAUCUUUGACACCCUUUAAACUUCUGUUCUCUUUUGGAGCAUCGAGAUGAAAAAAAUGGCUCCCUUCCUUUUGCUUUCCCUAGUGUUUUCUUGUCAAUUCAUUGCUGGUUUCAAUACUGAGCUUCCACCUCCAUCCUAUGGAAACCUAAUAACCAUUCUCAGCAUAGAUGGAGGUGGUAUUAGAGGGAUUAUUCCAGCUGUAGUUCUUGAGCACUUGGAAAACGCUCUUAAGGCAAAGGACGAGAGUGCAUCACUAGCAAAUUAUUUUGAUGUGAUUGCAGGAACUAGCACAGGAGGCAUCAUGACUGCUAUGCUCACUGCUCCUCACCCACAUGAUCGCAAUCGUCCUCUGUUUACUCCCAGGGAAAUCAUAGAUUUUUAUAUAAAUUCUGGUCCCUCUAUAUUCAAUGAAACUAGCGGUUGGAAUAAUUCAUACCCGGGUCCCAAGUAUGACGGCAAGUUCUUACAUAAUAAAGCACGUGAGUUGUUGCAAAAUACACGACUGGAGAACACGUUAACGAAUGCUGUAAUCCCAACCUUCGACCUUAAGACACUUCAUCCAGUUAUAUUCUCAAACUUUAAGCUGAAGACAGCUCCCAGCCUUAAUGCGAAACUUUCAGAUAUAAUCAUUGGGACUUCAGCUGCACCAACUUAUCUACCACCCUAUCACUUUGAGAAUGAUGACACUCAAUUCAAUUUGAUUGAUGGUGGUGUAGCAGCAUGUAAUCCGGCUAUGGCUGCUGUGAGUGAAGUGAUACAGCAACAGAAGGAGUGGAAUCCUGACUUUACUCGAAUGAAGUCAAACGAGCAUACCAAAAUCCUGUUGUUGUCAAUAGGAUGUGGAGCUUCAAAAGCUGAGGGUUAUGAUGCUGAAGUUGCAGAUCACUUUUCAGCAGCUACUUGGGCAGCAACAGGCCUUCUAUCUGGUGUUUAUGAUUAUGCUUCUAAGGAUAUGACUGAGUUUUACCUUGCCACAGUGUUCCCAGGCCUUCAAUCUUCUGACACCUACCUUCGAAUUCAGGAUUAUAACUUGGACCCAUCCAUGGAUUCCCUUGAUAAUGCCACUGAAACAAACUUGGAAAAUCUUGUUAAGGUUGGACAGAACCUGCUGAAGCAACCGGUUUUGAGCAUGAAUGUGGUUACUUUUGUCCCAGAGAAAGAAAGAAAUCAGGGUACAAAUGCUGAGGCUCUUGAAAGGGUUGCUGAGAUUCUGUACAAAGAGAAGGAGCUGCGUUUGAAAAAAAAGUCGAUGGAAAAAAGGGGUCGACCACUUAUGGAAACUGUCACAAUCCCUUUUGGCCGAACUCGAACAAGUUAGGGAUCAUGUGAAAAAACUGUAUCGCAAUAAAUGCCAUGGUGCGUAGGCUUGCGCUAUAUGUAUAAGUUGUGAGUUCUAUGCUUAAUGAAAAAUAAA
Molecule: messenger RNA, 1416 nt
Organism: Abrus precatorius (Indian licorice)
Lineage: Eukaryota; Viridiplantae; Streptophyta; Magnoliopsida; Fabales; Fabaceae
Product: patatin-like protein 1
Exons: 7
Coding region: 49-1320 (423 amino acids)
Biological process (GO): lipid metabolic process
Molecular function (GO): glycerophospholipase activity; monoacylglycerol lipase activity
Source: RefSeq, a predicted model, not a curated record